This is a messenger RNA of Adineta ricciae, 1365 nucleotides long. The record is from the annotation of a GenBank genome assembly. Lineage: Eukaryota; Metazoa; Rotifera; Eurotatoria; Adinetida; Adinetidae.
AUGAAUUAUUUUAUCAUUUCGUCUUUCUUCUUUUUGUUCAUACAAGUUAUUGAAACACUUGAUUACGGUGAUGAUGAGACUGAACAAUCAAUGGCAUCUGUUCAAAGGAUCGAUCAUUUGACUUCACCAAUAUUCGCUCGGUUAUUUCCUUCAAAUUCAUCUUCCAUUGAUCUGCAUGAUCUCGGUAUCACCACGAUUGAAUCUGACACAUUCGAAGGUUAUCCUUAUCCGAUUCAUACAAUGAUUCUCUCAUCAAAUUCCCUUUCUCAGCUUCCGAGUAAUAUUUUCAAACGUAUCGGUCAAUCACUAAUGCAUCUCAGUUUACAACAUAAUCGGUUCGAAUCACUGAGUGAGAAUUAUUUCUUGCGACGUCUCAAACAAUUGCGCACACUCGAUCUGAGUUACAAUCGUAUCAGCGAACUUUUUAUUCAAGAUUUUCUUGGAUUGAAACAUCUGAAUAUGUUGAUCUUACGUGAAAAUCGAAUCAACUACUUAUCCUAUGGAACAUUUACUUACUGUCGAACGAUAACCACACUGGAUUUAUCGAAUAAUCAAAUAUCCAUGAUCGAUUCCAAUGCAUUUCUGUUCUUGAAAAAUCUCAAAGCUCUUCUAUUGAGUAACAAUCCUUUGGGUCAACGUGUACUCUCCAGUUCUCUGUUAAAACCAUUAAGAAAUCUUCAAUUUCUCGAUCUUGAAAGCACGCAAUUAGAAGAUCUACCUGCGUUUCUUUUCGUUUCGAAUCAACGGCUGCGGUCUGUCAAAUUACGAGAAAAUUCCUUUCACAAAUCAGCGUCUUUGCACCAAACAUUUUGUCACGCGAAUUCCUUAGUCGAAAUCGACUUCGUCAGUGCAAAUAUUCGUUCAUUGAACACUUGUUCAUACUAUCACAUACCUUCCUUACGUCGCCUUUAUCUAAUGAACAAUCCACUUGACUGUUCGUGUGAUUUGUUUUCAUUAAAAUACGGUGAUAUUUACCGACUUUUACUGAAAAAUGAUCAUGGGCUGGAUACAAGACACGGAAACAUCGAAAAUUAUUUAAAUCGUUGGAUAACAAGACCCGAACUUCGUCGACAUUUGGAGAAAGCAUACGAACGCGGCGACUUUCAUCGCUUUCCGAUCGAUUUGUCAUCAUUCGCACGAUGUUCCACACCGAACAGAUGGGCAGGACAUGAAAUUGAAGAUAUAACUGGAAUCUACAAACAAUGUCGACGUCACUGGUUGUUCAUGGAAGAAAAAUGUCGAGAUUACUGUCAGAUAUCGAAUUACUCGACAACUACCGUUCGUUCACCUUCAUCCUCAACUCUUCAGCUCAAUUCGUUCGUUUUUCUUCUCUCAAUUUCGAUUCUAACCACUAGCGACAUCUAG